This is a messenger RNA of Gigantopelta aegis, 3829 nucleotides long. RefSeq names its product UPF0472 protein C16orf72 homolog. The record is from RefSeq and is a predicted model, not a curated record. Lineage: Eukaryota; Metazoa; Mollusca; Gastropoda; Neomphalida; Peltospiridae. The transcript has 4 exons. Bases 137 to 901 code for a protein of 254 amino acids.
CGUUGUCUCCCGAAUGUUCGCUGAUUGUGCGAUUGUGCCAGUUGGAGAGAGCUAAAUAUACGUUUUUCACAUUAAAAAAUAUAAUUCCAUGAGAAAAGUGAAACGAAAGAACUUUUAUAGUGCCUCUUAGGUUAUAAUGAACCCAGAGGAGAAUCAAGAUUCGGACCAGCCAGCCGAAAACUGGUUACAAAAUUUUGAAGAUGAAUGUCUGGACGAACUUGAUUCAGAACCAAACAUGGAGGACAGAUUGCAAGCUGAAAAAGAAUACGCAGUUAAAAAGCUGUGGUUGACCUUCCAGAAUUCUGCUACAGCGAUUGCUCAGUUAUAUAAAGAUCGACAACAAGGUCUUUCAACAUGGCUUCCUUUCCAGAGUGCCGCAUUAUCGCUAACUAAUUUGUACAAAGAUAGUAUAGACUCUUUGCAAACAUGUGUGGAAUUUGGCAUCCAGUGUGGAAAGCAGCACAAAACUAGAGAUAUUAUUGCCUGGGCGAGAAAAAAGAGAAGACACAUAAGGCGGGAAGAACUUGUGGCAUUUUUGUGUGGAAAGACUGCCCCACCUCGAAAUCAUCGACACAGCAGUUCAUCGAUGAGACCAAUUCCGCGUGUUGGACUUGAGAGAUCUUCGCCUCGUGUUCCUCAAAGUGAAUCGGAUGUUGUGGAGCAGGACUUAGAUGCUUUCCGGGAAGCUAUUGCACUACAAGGAUUAAAUGGUGCAAUGUCUAACAUUAGUGUCGGGUAUGGCGCACAUGCAGGUGGCCCUCAGCCAGCCUGGGGAAAUAUUGAAGAACUCAACCGAUUUAUCCAUGAUGAAUUUUCAAGAAAUGUAGGUUCAAGAAAAAGGACAACGUCUCCCGAUGUCGUCAUAGAUUCUCCAUCGAGAAAACGAAGUCGACUUCUUUAAUUUAUUGUCUUUGUUUUGUGAUAUUUAGAACCUUUUUCUUUAAAAAAAAAAAUUUUGAUAUGAAGUCAGAAAAACAACUUGGAGUUGAAUUGCUGAUUGGUUCAAUUAAUGAACACUUUUGGUGUAAAAUGAUCAUUCUUUGUUCAAGACCAUGCCUGUGCACAUACAGUAACAAAACUUGGUAUUAGCUGGAUUCAAACUUAAAACUGCAUCAUUUGUGUAGUGUUUGGACUCAAAAGUUUGACCCAACUUCUGACCAAAUGUUUUUGAAGCAAUGUGGCCCUAGUUUUUUAGCAGGUAUGUUGCUUGAUAAUCAAAUUUUGUGCCAGUUUACUUACAAGUGGUCCAAAAUCUGCAUGUUUGAACCUUAAUUUGACCAGUAAUAAAAUGUGUGUCAUUUUGCCAUCCAUUUCAGAUUCCUAGGUGGGAAAAUUGUAGAUUAUAGUUUUGAAAUUAGAAUACUUUGUCAUCGUAGGUUAGUACCAUUUCAGUGUAAUGGAGCUGAUACUAAAAUUUAUACCAUUUGUAAAAUGUAACAAAAAAAUAUAUCAUCAAUCUUAUUUCUGUGUUGGUUGAAGUUAAUGUAUCAUUUUUGUUUGUUUUUAAAUGGCAAUGAGGUCAGCGACUUUAUGAUUAGAAUAUUAUUAGCAGGUCCUUUUCAGUAUGUUAUCAUACAUAUUUGUUUUUGUUUUUUAAAAACAAUCCAGCUAAAUAGGGUUAGCUCUGCCACUUGCCAGAAUCUCCAGUUGUGAAUUUUAUUUUAAUUUGACAAAAUAAUUGAGUUUUAAUUGAUAUUUUAUAUAUAUAUAUAUAUAUAUAUAUAUAUAUAUAUAUAUAUAUAUAUAUAAAAUAAGAACAGAAAGUUUCUGAAAUUUUUUAAGUCGAAUUAUUUGAUGAAAGUUUCUGCUCUACUCUAGCCCAGCUAAACUUUUAUCACUAGUUUGAUAAAUAUUGAAAUUAUUUAUUUUAAAAGAUACUAAUUAAAUUUAAAAUAUGUUGCAAAGAAAAGAUAUGUUUUUAAUGGAAUCCAAUUUGCUUGCACUCGGUCAGAUCUUUUGCAUGGCUUAGUAUUUAACAGUUGUACCCUGUUGUGGACUUGUUUAGUUCAUGUAAUCACCUCACAAAUUGUAUUACAUUCAAUAUCCACUCAUACCAUCUGAAUUAAAUAUUUUUUAUUAUUCAUUAUUGAAAGAUAUUGGGGGUAGUUGAUACUUAAACCUGGGUGUAAUUUUUUUAAAGAACAUUUGUCUUUAAUGGGGUUAAAGAAAAAUUAAAAAAUGUCAUCUGUUAUGCUAUUAAAAUCUGUCGUAACUGUAUAAAAACAUAAAACAGUUUAUCAAAAAAUUAUCCCUUAUCUUGCAUAGAAAUAUUAAUGUGUUAUGUAUAUAUGUAUAUAUACAUAUAUGUACAGUGUGUAUAUUACCAAAAAAAAUGGUUUUCUUUUGUACAUAAAUGUAUUACCUACAUGGUUUACAAUAAACAGUAACAUAAUUAUCGUUAUGGCCAUAACAUCACUAGACAACACAGACUGCAAGUUUGCAGCAGAUACACUUUGUUAAAUUGACAUUGAUGUGGCUCUAAUUCUGCAAUUUGCAUUCAACAAGAAAACACAAUUAAGUUGAAUAAAUACAUACAUGGUAGCUGGAUUUAUAUUUUAUUCUCAUAAUUACUGUAAUAGGAGCUAGUUACUACAGGUGUCCAGUUUUAAUAUUGAGCAACAUUAUCUUGUGGCAAUGCAAAUAGUGUUUUUAAAAAUAUUGUAUUUUAAAUAUAUAUUUUUUGUGCAGAUGUUAUGCAUGAAGCAUAUAUUUAUUUAGAAAUUUGAUACUGUGAUAGGCGGUCACUAAUUUAUUAUUUGCCAUAAAGAAUUUCAAUUCUCUAACCAUAGAUGAAUCUUUGUGAUUUAAGUCUUGUAGUCUGUGUAGUUGUCUGGAUUCUAUUUGGGUUUUUUAGUUGAAAUAAAAAAAAUAUACCUGCAUUUCACACCUGAAAUAAACUGAUGACAAAUAUGUGACAAAGAUUUACAGUUAAUGUAUCUUUAAUACAUAACUGUUUAUUUCGUUUGAAAAUAAUAAAUGGCUUAAUUUACCAUUCCUUUAGAAUGUAGUGCUGUUGUUGAAAAAUAAACAACUACAAUUUGUGAUAUGAUUUUUCAUAACUUAAAAAUGUUGAUAAAAGGUUUUAAAAAAAAAAGGAUUUUUAAAUAUUUAAAAACAGGACCAAAAAAAAGUUAAAUAUUUAAUUUAAAAUGUGUGAUCAGUCUGAUAAUAAGUCGCAUAUAUGUUGGUAGAAGAUCUCUUUCUGAAGAAUUAGUUGAUUUAUAUUUGAAGCUUACUUAAUGGUAUGAAAGAUCCAGAUUUAGUUCCAUAUUUUGUUUGUUGACGAAACUUGUUAUAAUGCAUUGUAACAAGGCUGGUCAACUUGGUUUUUGUCUGUUGUGAAUAACUGCAUUUAAUAGAACGAUCAACUGAUAUUAUACACAUGAAUUUAUUUUGGAUCGGAAGUAUUGUCAUAAUUAUAAACAUCUUAGAAUUUUUUUUUAACUUAUGUAGUGCUACAAGUUUGUUGAUGUAAAGCGGGUAUUCCAAGUUGAAAAAGCAUCCUGAUAUGCUUUGAUGCUAAAUUUACAUUAUUUGGGUUGUAAUUGACAGAAUCCUGCUUUCACUUAAUUCAACAAAUGUCCAAAAUUGGGUUUUAAUAGUUACUUUUGCAUUUCAUAAUGGUGGCAGUGUGCUAUUAAUAGUGUUUUUUAAGCAUAUAUCUAAACUAAAAUAUUGAUUAGAUUACAUGCUUAAAAUGGAUGAACUAUUUCUUUUUAUUGUAGUAGGUGCUACCAAACAUAAAAAACAAGCCUGAAUUGUUCCGCUAUUACUGCACAUUUUACCAUUUCACAAAAGGAUCCAUUAAAUAAAAAAAAUUAAAAAGCCA